AUGGCGUCGGUGUACCACCGCAAGAUUACUAUUAGCGCGGGGGAGGAGUGCACUAUCACUGGCGAUGGCGCCGUUGAGCUGCAGCUGUUAUCAGGUGUGGUGGAGGUAGCUGGGGUGCUGCUCCCGGCAAGAGGAACCAGUGUCUUUUUUCUUGAACCGGAGACCCGCUGUGUCGUGCUGUACACGCUGGAGGGCGGCUCUGUCCAGGCCACCGCGACCGUGCCGUUUGAAACGGUAAAGACGGCCACCGGCAUGGCCGCUGUUGUGCAGCUGUGCCGCCGCACCCUGGCUGCAGAGCGUCGUACGAAGGUGCUGGUGAUCGGGCAGGCCCACAGCGGAAAGACGCUGACGGCACACACCAUUUGUAACCUGUUGCGGGAGGACGCGGCGGGGGAGUCCACCACCGCGCCCGCCGCGGCCGUCUUUUUGAUGGACCUCAAUCCUGAGUCAAACUGCGUCUACGCCCCCGGCUGCGUCUCAACAGUGCAGGUGGAGCAUGCGCUGUGGCCCGGCACCACGUCAGCGCCGACGCUGCUUCCCUUCUCCCUCUUUGUCGGGGAGGCCUCCUGCCCGUCGGCGGCGACCAUGGUUUCGUUCAUGUACUUUGUGGAGCAGCUGCAGGAGUGCACAGAGACGCUGCUCCACGCCGCAGCGCAUCACGAGCGCGUCCAUCUCGUCAUUGACGCCCCUGCGCCGGUAGCUGGCGUCAAGGAAAGCGUGUACUUCCGCAGGCUUAUCGAGCUGGUGCGUCCCACCCACGUUGUGACGGUCAGCGCCCGGGACGGCUCAGAGACGUGGUCGACGUUUCUGCAGGAGGACGUCCAGCGGGUGCUGCCUGACUGUGAGUUCUCGUAUGCCACGCCGGUGGUGCGACGGUGUGCCGGCUCGUUGCGCGAGCCACGGCUGCGGGAGUACUUUGCCGGCACUCCGCAGUUCCCGUUGGGCUGCGCCAAGGUCGUACUGCCGCUCGCACAGCUGCAGUUUGUCCAGUACGCGACCCCUGGCCUGGCAUCGGAGGCGGCGACAACAGUUGCGGUGGUGGUCUCCUGCCGCAAGGUGGCGGCGACCCCCGCGCUCGCCGGGUCGAUCUGCGCCCUCUCCCAUGCGGAGGUGAUAGAAGAGGUGCCGCUGGCCCCGGUGGCCGGGCUGCUGCUUGUAGUGGCGGUGGACGAGGAGCACGAGGAGCUGGUGACUAUUGUUCCCGUCUGCGAGGAUGUGCCGCGGCGCUUUGUGAUUGUGCCGAACGCGGUGACGGCGGCGGAACCGCCCACGCUAAGCGUGACGACCAUGGCGCCCAUUGAAGAGGCCGUCGCGGUGUGA
Messenger RNA from Trypanosoma rangeli, 1320 nucleotides. RefSeq lists its product as uncharacterized. The coding region runs from base 1 to 1320 and encodes 439 amino acids. The transcript has a single exon. Gene Ontology annotation, molecular function: polynucleotide 5'-hydroxyl-kinase activity. Gene Ontology annotation, biological process: cleavage in ITS2 between 5.8S rRNA and LSU-rRNA of tricistronic rRNA transcript (SSU-rRNA, 5.8S rRNA, LSU-rRNA). Lineage: Eukaryota; Euglenozoa; Kinetoplastea; Trypanosomatida; Trypanosomatidae. Gene Ontology annotation, cellular component: nucleus. The record is from RefSeq and is a predicted model, not a curated record.